This is a messenger RNA of Odocoileus virginianus texanus, 1732 nucleotides long. Lineage: Eukaryota; Metazoa; Chordata; Mammalia; Artiodactyla; Cervidae. The record is from RefSeq and is a predicted model, not a curated record.
GGCUGAGGGCCUGAGGGGAGACUGCUGGCGGUGGGUGGCCCAGGACCGGGUGGAGGGACCCAGGACGCAGCGGGGGCUGCUCCUGUCAAGGUUCUGCCCUCACGAGGCCGAGCAUCUCCAAACAGGCCAGGCCCAGCCCCUCUCCCUGGCCACGCGGCCUAGUGCAGCUUUGGCAGCUCUGCGGACAUGGAUGUGUUCCAGAAGGUGGAGAAGAUUGGAGAGGGCACCUAUGGGGUGGUGUACAAGGCCAAGAACAAGGAGACCGGGCAGCUCGUGGCCCUCAAGAAGAUCAGGCUGGAUUUAAGCACCCCGCCCAGCUUCUCCCUGAACUGCUGCACCCCCCUCUCCAGGGAGACUGAGGGGGUCCCAAGCACUGCCAUCAGGGAGAUCUCCCUGCUCAAAGAGCUUAAGCACCCCAACAUCGUCAGGCUGCUGGACGUGGUUCACAGCGAGAAGAAGCUUUACCUGGUGUUUGAGUUCCUCAGCCAGGACCUGAAGAAGUACAUGGACUCCAUCCCGGCCUCCGAGCUCCCCCCGCACCUAAUCAAGAGUUACCUCUUCCAGCUGCUGCAGGGGGUGAACUUCUGCCACUCGCACCGGGUCAUCCAUCGAGACUUGAAGCCCCAGAAUCUGCUCAUCAGCGAGUUGGGGGCCAUCAAGCUGGCUGAUUUUGGACUGGCCCGAGCCUUUGGGGUGCCGCUGCGCUCCUACACCCAUGAGGUGGUGACACUCUGGUAUCGUGCCCCCGAGAUCCUCUUGGGCUGCCAGUUCUACUCCACAGCUGUGGAUAUCUGGAGCAUCGGUUGCAUUUUUGCAGAAAUGGUGACCCGCAGAGCCCUGUUUUCGGGUGACUCUGAGAUUGACCAACUCUUCCGUAUCUUUCGGACCCUGGGGACACCCAGUGAGGCCAUGUGGCCAGGAGUCACCCAGCUGCCUGACUAUAAGGGCAGUUUCCCCAAGUGGACCAGUAAGGAGCUGGAGGAGAUUGUGCCAAACCUGGAGCCAGAGGGCCAGGACCUGCUCUUGCAACUCUUGCAGUACGACCCCAGCCGGCGGAUCUCAGCCAAGGCCGCCCUGGCCCACCCGUACUUCUCGUCCACCCAGACUGCCUCGGCACCCCACCAGUGUGUGCUGGAGCGUCUCUGCCGCUGAGAACGUGCGAGGCCUACCGCCUCAAAACCCCUCUGCACCUGCUGCCCUGCGCCGCCUCCCCACUCACUCCCCAAGAAAGGGGAGCAAUUUGGCAUCAGCUGUCUGAGGACUGAGUUUAGGUUAGUCCUGCCAGCAGGCUAGCAUGUUCUGUGUUGUUUUCUGGGUUUGCCUUUUUAAGAUGGGGGCACAGAAGCCCCCUGCCCGAGAAGGUCAGUUAGAGGCGGGGUCCCUGGGCACCAGACUGGCAGGUGCCAAGGAGAGCAGAAAGCCUGCCCGGGCUGCCAGGAAGGCUCUCCUAGCACCCCUCGGCUGCCCCGCCCUCAGCUGCAGAGCAAGACCCCCAAGGAAAGGGUCCCCCCCCCCCAGCUGGUCUUUUUGGAUUUAAAAUGUUUUGAGGGAAGAGUUGAAUUCCAGUUAAGAGUCCCAAGUUAAAACAGGAGGUGGAGCGAGGGGGAGAGGCCUUUUUCCUGAUCCCAGGAGGAGGUCGGAUGUUCUAAGUAGCUGUCUCAUCACUGCGGAUAUGCUUAUGUUUGUAUGCCUCUGGCUUUAAGAACAGAAAGUAAAAGUGACGUAUUCCUGA